This is a messenger RNA of Necator americanus (New World hookworm), 3702 nucleotides long. RefSeq lists its product as uncharacterized. The transcript is spliced from 42 exons. The coding region runs from base 1 to 3702 and encodes 1233 amino acids. The record is from RefSeq and is a predicted model, not a curated record. NCBI's taxonomy places the organism in Eukaryota, Metazoa, Nematoda, Chromadorea, Rhabditida, Ancylostomatidae.
AUGUUAACCGUUCUCGUUGUUAAACCAUUCCAUUUGCAUAAUGGACGUUUUCUGACUAGAGGUGCAUCGUUUGUCGUCUUGCACCAGCGCACCUACGUUAUUGAAGACAUACCUACAUACAUCACAUAUUCGAGGCACAGAGGAGCGACUGAGACGUCAAUGCAAUCUCCAUCAUUGAAUUUAGAAGAACAGAAUGAGAACCAACUCUCCAAGGAAGCUCCAAGUUUGAAUGUGAUAAGUAGCCUGCUAAGAGAUUUGAUAAUGCGUACUCAGGAUAGAACAAAUAAGCCAAAGGUCGAGUGGAAUGAGGUUGCUGGUCUCUUCAAAGAAAUGGUCUCUAACAAUGACAGUCCAGAUCGGGACUUAUUAGUCGCUUACCGUGAUAAUUUCAAUGUGCAAUUCGACGACGUCUCACUGAAAAAGGCUGUUUUUCAAUGGACGGGAACAACCGUUUGCAAGGUGCUGUCUUUGCCCGAAUUCAAAUCAAUAACGAGUGAAUUCAAGUUAUAUGUUGCUGUCCGGCCCUUAAUAAAGUUCAACAAUACAUCCGAGCAGCAAUCGCAAAGGAACAAAGCUAGUUCUGGCGCUGGAGGAUCUCGUGAGCUUUCAUGCUCAAGCGAAACCAGACCACUACUGGAUUGUCGGAAUUUCCGAAGAUCUCUCUAUAAGGAGUCUCCAGAAAGUCAAAAUAACUCUGAAGUAGGUAAAACCAGCGUAAAACAGUCAGAUGAUGUAUCUGCUAAGAGGAUGGGCAGUGUACCAAUGAGCGACGAAGACACCAUUGAUGACCAAUUCGACUCCGACCGUCUUCAAAAGGCUGCGGACUUCCUGACGGCAUUAAUAAAAAGAACAGCUCAGAGUGAAGGUUGGCCAUUGGUGAACUGGUUGAAGGUUCAAAGGCGUUAUCGUGAUGUCGUUAACAAGAUGUCGGAUCAUGAUUUGUUCGAAAAAUACUGGAAAGACAUUGACCUACGCCGACGGCAUCUCGAUAGUCAGGUAUUGUUGAAGUGGACCGGAAUGUUUGAUUUGGAGCAGGUCAUCACGAUUCAAAAUUUUUGCCAUAUUGGUAUAGUAAGAGAUGGCUCUCCUCCAGCUGAUUUAUUUGUUAUGAUAGAUACUCCAGAGACUCCACUCUCUCGAAUUUUUGACUACACACAAACAAAUCUGAGGAUGGAGUUGGCUGAAAAAAACAAGAUGUGUUCGCGUUUUCAUAGGUAUAGUUCGAGUCAAAAUGACCUGAGCCAUGUGCAAUUGCGCAUGGGAGUGCGCUCGAAGAGGCACAGUAGAGCCAACGGUUACGAUCGAGUUGGGGACAUUGCUUGCCACAAUCGGACUGCGGAGGCAAAGCGGCAUGUAGAACCAGAAGAGCACCAUCAAAUGAGCCCGGCUGAGCGUAUGCGUCUGGAGGAAUAUUUCCGCCAGCGGGCUGAAGCACAAAGAAGGAAUCGGUCAAAUCUUCGGAGAGGACAGGCUCGCAGAGGGAGAGGUGGCACCAGUGGCCUUAAUGGGCAGAGACAUCACGAUUCUAACUGGUGGUGUGGUCCAACCAUCCGCGAAAGGACCAAUGCAGCCCGUGGAUCCCAACACCCAUCCAACUUUUCUGAGGUUCUACGCAACCAAAAUAUAAAUAACACUGUCUCUGGACGACGAAUCAGUGGAGAACCACCUCGCAUCCCCUCAAGUCCUCAAUGCAUCCCUGGUCGACCACUAUCAUCAAGUGGCAGCUUAGAUAAUGGAGCACCUUCACCCAAACCGGAAGGAGUUUACACGGAUGAUGAGCUACGACUGGAGAAAUCUUCGAAGAAGGCCCACUAUUCUGAGAAGACUUCAGAUCCAAUGAUCAAAUUUGGUCAACAGGAUAUUCCACGCAACCGCAAAGAAGGGAUUUCAUCCGAAGAGCAACCAACUGCAUCUAUCAGUGCAAUGGAACCUCUUCAUCCCCCAGCUGUGGCACGUAGAGGGAGAGGUAACACCAGCACCAUUAAUGGGCAGAGAAAUGACGAUUCUAACUGGUGGUGUGGUCCAACCAUCCGCGAAAGGACUAAUGCAGCCCGUGGAUCCCAACACCCAUUCAACUUUUCUGAGGUUUUACGCAACCAAAAUAGAAAUAACACUGUCUCUGGACGACGAAUCAGUGGAGAACCACCUCGCAUCCCCUCAAGUCCUCAAUGCAUCCCUGGUCGACCACUAUCAUCAAGUGGCAGCUUAGAUAAUGGAGCACCUUCACCCAAACCGGAAGGAGUUUACACGGAUGAUGAGCUACGACUGGAGAAAUCUUCGAAGAAAUAUGCUUCUUCUAAUCUGCACUCGUCUACAAAAAGAAGUUCAAUUUCUGCGGAAGUCAGAACUGACUUAUCCGUUGCCUCAGCAGCGAAGGCCCACUAUUCUGAGAAGACUUCAGAUCCAAUGAUCAAAUUUGGUCAACAGGAUAUUCCACGCAACCGCAAAGAAGGGAUUUCAUCCGAAGAGCAACCAACUGCAUCUAUCAGUGCAACGGAACCUCUUCAUCCCCCAGCUGUGGAUUAUUCACUUUCUUCUUUUCAUCCUCGGACCACCCAAUCUCUUAUCGAUUUAGAUGGUUCUGUAAACGAGGUACAUACUCGUAUCCCUAUCUUCAAGCUGCCUGGAAACACUGGCGAACAUUGUCAUAGUACAGCUUCUACACCACGUAGUCAAAAAUCCAAUUCAAUACGGAAAGAACCUCUGUCUCAACAAAAUGAUCUUCGUUUCCAAGCAAUCCUUUCUAGUGCUGAGUGGAAGCUCCAGGAGAGACUGAAUGAUGGGAAGCCGCCCAGUGGAGCCCUCCGUAUUCCUAGGGCCUCGAAACUUAUCAAGGGUUCUGCUGCACCUCUGCAAACUGUGUCUGCUCUAAGCCAACGGUCUUCUCCUUGUCAAAACGGUCCAAAGGAUCCAUUUACGCCUUUAAAUACCAGUUCAUACUCUGGAUUGACCAUGCAACCGCUCCGUCCAGGAGACAUAACGACUAAUCGAAUUAUUAGUCCAAAACCAACUUCUAAUUCCUCAACUAUUCCCUCGGUCAUGAAGAAGACAAGUCCUUUGCUGAAUUCCUGCAUUGAGAAUCGUGCUGAUAUAACGACUCCACGUUCAACUCCUGCAUUUCGGCCUCUGAAAGAGGAUUACGCAUUAAUUGAUCUUAAUGAGCCAGAGUCCGGAUAUGGUUUCUGUACUCCUUUGCCGCAGGAGUUACCAGACCCAACUGUCAUCUUUGGUGAUUUCACUGAAAGAGCUGUAGAGGCGGCGAAUAACAUUGAACAAGAAGUCGGAUGUGAUGGAGACCCAUACAUUUUGCUUCAAGGAAAGGAAAGGUUCAAGGAUUUGAAAAGUGAAGAUGGUAUUCGUUAUGAUCGACAUCAAAGUCCACUACAAACUAUAGACAAAAAUAAUUCUUGGGUGCUGCUCCAGCAGAAACAAGCCCCAGUUGUGGAUGAAAAGGACACCGAAGGAACAAAAAAGAAAUGUGCAUUUAGUAAGAAUAGUAAGGCAAUUUCUGAGCUCGAGGAACUUCCUAAAAGCUGCGAGAAUUUUCAUAAAUCUGGCAUUUCUCCGUCGUUGUCAGUGGUGCAGCGACAGAUGCCUAUGCAUAAGUCCUCUGAAGAAUGCAUAGACUUUAUCAACAAAUAUCUGAGUAACGUCCUUGUUAGGCGGGUCAAAGACAAGGUUUUCCUCGUAUGGAAGUCCUAA